AAUAACUAUAUAACAAUGUUUCUGCAGCUCCUCACUGCACGAAACAGAAAAUGAAGGCGCUUUGAAAACGAGCAGGCAGAGAUGAAGCAUAUAUAUCCGAAAUCAAAACACCCUAUUCGUCAUUAAUUCGUGUAGAAGCUGAGCGAGAGUUCAUUUCAUUCGGCUGGGACUGAGCUAGCGUUUCUGGAUGAGCAUGUCUCUUGCACAGCGAGUGCUCCUCACCUGGAUCUUCAGCCUCAUCUUCCUCAUCAUGCUGGUCCUCAAGUUGGAUGACAAAAUCCACUGGAACUGGUUCCUCGUCUUUCUUCCCGUCUGGACAUUCGACACCAUUCUCCUGCUCAUGCUCAUUGUGAAAAUGGCUGGCCGCUGUAAGCCAGGUUUCGACCCGCGCAAUGCAGGCGACAACUUGAAGAAGCGAGUUUGGUACCUGGUGGCCAUUUUGUUAAAGCUGGCCUUUAGUCUAUUGCUAUGUGCGAGGCUGCAGGAUCUGACUAACAUCUGGCUGAGUUUCAUUUGUAUCCCUCUGUGGGCUCUUCUUAUCGGCGCCAUGGUGGAGCUCGGCUACAACGUCUUCCACUUCUGAAGAGACUGAGCAGGAAGACGCUUAUUGACUGAGCAGGAAGUUGUAAAUAUAAUUUGUGCACUGUGUAUAACACUCUCUUAUUUAUAAGUGUCCAUGUGGUUUAGAAUGACAACACAUUUAGGAAUCUGCUGCCUAAGAGCAGGAAUAUCUGUUCCUAAAGAUUGAAAAGCUUAAUUAAUGGACACAUUGGUGACUGGUGAUGAUUUACAGUGAUGCUUGAAAGUUUGUGAAACCUUUUGAAUUUUCUAUAUUUCUGCAUAAAUGACCUAAAACAUCAGAUUUUCACACAAGUCCUAAAAGAUGAUAAAGAACUAAAUUAAACAAAUGAGACAAAAAUAUUAUAGUCAUUUUUUUAUUGAGGAAAAUGAUCCAAUAUUACAUACCUGUGAGUUGCAAAAGUAAAUCAGGGGACUACUCCUGAGGAGGGUAACAAUGGUCUUUAAUUUUCUCCAUUUGUACACAAUCUGUCUGACUGUUUUUGGUGGAGUCCAAACUAUUUAGAGACGGUUUUGUGACCUUUUCCAUCCUGAUGAGGAUCAUCAACCAUAUUUCUGAGGUCCUCAGAAAUCUCCUUUAUUCAUGCCAUGAUACACUUCCACAAAUGUGUUGUGAAGAUCAGACAUUGAUAGAGCCCUCACUCACACCUGUUUAUCCCAUUGAUUGAAAUCACCUGACUCUAAUUUCACCUUCAAAUUAACUGCUAAUCCUAGAAGUUCACAUUCUUUUGCCACUCACAGAUGUGUAAUAUUGGAUUAUUUCCCUCAAUAAAUGAAUGACCAAGUAUAAUAUUUGUGUCUCAUUUGUUUAAUUAGAUUCUCUUUAUCUAUCUUUUUUGGGACUUGUGUGAAAAUCUGAUGUUUUAGGUCAUAUUUAUUUACAAAUAUAGAAAAUUAAUAAACUUUUAAGUACCACUAUGUUGUGGGUAGCACGUCCUACAUGCUGUGUCUCUUGCUGUGUCUCUUAACGUCCUGUGUCUCUUUGGAUUACACAAUUUCUUCUUUACCCCAAAUGCAGGCAAUCAUCCAGGACCUAUUUUGUGUAUGAAGCAUUUAAUUUUUGCACUGGAUCUAUUAUAUAAUGAUGCUAACAAGUAAAGGGAACUUCAUAGCUUCCAGUUUAGCAUUGUGCACAUGUCAUGAUUAAAAUAUAACAUUCACCUCAAAUGUCAAACUUUUCCUGAGCAACUCCUACACAAAAUAGCACACCUACAAAUCAAACUGGAAUUGUAUCAUCUGGAUGACUUUUAACUACAAUUCUGCAUUCCAGAAUGUGAAACUGGAUGCAAUAAACCUGCCUUAUUAACGUAAGUUACCACUGGAGCUUCAUGAUGAAAGAAGCAGGCCUUGAAUAUCAAAUGUGUCUUUACUUGUUCCUUCAAAGUGUGUUUAGAGAUUUCUGCUUGCAGACAUCUUGUUGAAUUUUGGGUAUUAUCACAAUUGUUCACUUGUUAAAUAAUUGUGCAAUCAUCAAACCCACACUGUAAAAUAGUGUUCAAUUGAUGCUCUCCAUGAACAGUACAAGAUGCUUGUCUCUCAGCAGAAACAAAUUGCUUGUUAUUGCUUUACAUUAAUGUACACUAAACUAACAUUAUUUAUUGCAGUAGUGUUAACAUUAAUGAACCAAAAACCUCAGUUUUAAUAAACUCAACUUAGCAAUGUAAGUUUGCACCUGUAUUAAUUGAUGAUUGUGUAAAUGCUAUAUAUACACUCCUGUGUUAACGAAAGGUUAAUUCCAUGCAAAAUUUACUAAAGGAACAGUUGAAAAGACAAACAAAUGCACCUUUGAAAAGCUGCAUUGAAAAAAAAAAAAGACAAACAAAAGUCCUCUGUGCUGAUGACCUUGUGUUGGAAAAUUUUAUGUUACAGAUUUACUUCUGACUGUUAUAACAUUCUGACAAUGGAGACUUCCAAAAUGUUGAUGAUAACAUUGACAUUAAUUAAUUCUUUGUGUUUAAUGUUAUUUUAGUCUACAUUGAUGUAGAGUGUUACUUGUAUUUGAAAGACUUUUAGAAAUUUCAUAAGUACCCAGUGCAGAAAGAUUCCUCAUACAGGUCUGGUGUCCAGACACAACUUAACUAACUAUGAUUAAUCUUGUGGACAUGCACCCAAACAACCUAAUAUAACCAAUCAAUAUAACGGCAGAAUCCAACCAUGGAAACUGACCAGUUAAGGGUCUUGCUCAAGAGACCAACUGUGGUUCUUUACUAAUGCAUUUCCACCAGUACAGUGCAGGAACUUGCUCAAGGGCCUUGGAUUUGAACACACAACCUUCUGAUCAGUAACACAAAGCCUUAAUAACUGAGCCACCCCCCUCUCCCUCCCAAAAGAGACAACUUUCCAUUUCAAUUUCGACACUUAAAAACGUGCUGGUCUGAAAUUGACCGUUUGGUUAUGUUGGCGCUCAAGCAAGUCAAGUUAUUUUACAUGACCACCAAUGAAAAGGUAAACACACAGAGUGUUUAAAGAUCCAGUGUCUUUCAUCUUGCUGGUUAUCUUUAUCUAUGACAGUGUUUUUGUGCUGUGUGUAGACGAUGAAUGAUUUGUUCUCAAAGCCAGAAGUAAAACAUGUAAAAUUCUCCAGGCUUCUUGUUGUUUUUAGUCCAUUUGUCAGGAAAUGUCUACAUUUUAUUACGUAAUGGUCCAGAUUUCUAACUGGUAGGAACUAGUAGAAGCAGAUUUUUUCCCUCUGUUGUAUUUUUGGACACUGUUUCUCAUCAUCAUUUGUUCAUUCCAGACACCAAGAGUGGAAACUUGUCUCCAUUUCACAGAACUCUUGUAAGUUGUGGGAAAAAAAGAAAUGGCUAAUUUAAUAGAGUAAUAGGUGAACUUCACACGCACUUGGCUCAGAGAGUGAUAGUUGACGUUAGUCUUUGUGUGAUGUUAUGUUGCAUUUAACUGGAAAGAAUCUUGUUUACACUGGACCAAUUAUCCAGCAAAGACAUACUAAGUGUCCUGGAUGCAAUUUAUACAAGUACCAGUGAUAUCUAUUGUGAAUUGGUUUGUUUUUUUUGUUUUGUUUUUUUGUCCCUUUUCUGUAAAUUUAAUUGAACGUUAACCUUUCUUCUAAGAAAUAUUUGGUCUCUGUGAUCUGUUGAAAUCAACAGUUUGUUAAUGUUUCUAUAAAUAUCUGGAACUACAGAGACAAGAGGGUUAGCUAAUUUUUCAUUGUUACAGGCUUUUAGCCUCAUUUGAGACCUGGGUAGAGAUUUGAUGCUCUCCAGACUUUGGCUUUUGCUGUAGUCAAGUGCUAACAUUAACAUUCCAGGCAGGACAGUUUGGUUAAGAAUGGUUUAGGCCAAAUGUGUAAAUGCUUGUGUCUUCAGUUCUGUUUCACAUGUUGUGGACUCUUUGGAUAUUGAGAUGUUUUUUUAAACCCUGAGUUAUAUUAAAAGUUAAAUUGUUGCUCUAA
This is a messenger RNA of Ictalurus punctatus (channel catfish), 3991 nucleotides long. RefSeq names its product transmembrane protein 60 (gene tmem60). The transcript has 2 exons. NCBI's taxonomy places the organism in Eukaryota, Metazoa, Chordata, Actinopteri, Siluriformes, Ictaluridae. The record is from RefSeq and is a predicted model, not a curated record. The coding region runs from base 188 to 583 and encodes 131 amino acids.